Molecule: messenger RNA, 10204 nt
Organism: Taeniopygia guttata (zebra finch)
Lineage: Eukaryota; Metazoa; Chordata; Aves; Passeriformes; Estrildidae
Gene: SALL3
Product: spalt like transcription factor 3
Biological process (GO): regulation of transcription by RNA polymerase II
Cellular component (GO): nucleus
Molecular function (GO): DNA-binding transcription factor activity, RNA polymerase II-specific; RNA polymerase II cis-regulatory region sequence-specific DNA binding
Source: RefSeq, a predicted model, not a curated record
AGCCUUGCCUUUUUUUUUUCCUUUUUUUUUUCCCCCGGGGUGUUGAUUGCCUUUUCUGUUGUUUGUUUGGUUUCUUUUGCAACUCGACUUUUAUUUGUGAACAGUUGUUUGCAGUCCCCAAGCCCCCUUCCUUCGUUCCCAAUUCCUUCCCCCCUCCUUGCCACCUCCACGUCGCUGAUGCCUCUGCAAAAAUCAGAGUCAAGACGGCUCAGUUAGCAGCAUGUCUCGUCGAAAGCAAGCGAAACCCCAGCAUCUCAAAUCGGACGAAGAGCUGCAAGCAGAGGUAGUUUCUGAGCACGUCUCGGGAGAAGGAGCAGAUGAUGGUGAUAGCGGGAACGAGAGCAGGAGCGGAAGCGAAGAAACCAACGUCUGUGAGAAGUGCUGCGCUGAGUUCUUCAAGUGGACUGACUUCCUGGAGCACAAAAAGAGCUGCACUAAAAACCCCCUGGUGCUGAUUGUCAAUGAAGAUGAACCAGCUCCACCCCCUGCUGAGGAAUUCCCUGAUCCCUCGCCUGCGAGCUCUCCCAGUGACCAGGCAGAGAGUGAAGCUGCUGAAGAAGGCGUCCAGGCAGAAAACAAUGACAGCUCUGAGGUAAAAAACACAGAAAAGGAAGAAGAGCCAAUGGAGGUAGAAACUUCUGCAGAGAAAAGUUUCCAGAAUCAACGCACCUCAAACACAGCUACUCCUCUACCUCAGAUCCCUGAACCAUCUUCCAUGACAAGCUAUAACAUGCCAAACACCAACGUCACACUAGAGACUCUGCUGAGCACGAAAGUGGCAGUCGCGCAGUUCUCGCAGAGCGCACGGGCCACUACUUCCACGAGCAUCAGCAGUGGGGUGACGGCUGUGGCCAUCCCCAUGAUUCUAGAGCAGCUCAUGGCCCUGCAGCAGCAGCAGAUUCACCAGCUCCAGCUGAUCGAGCAGAUCCGCAGUCAGGUGGCGAUGAUGAACCGCCAGCCUCUGCGACCGUCCCUCAACCAGAUCGUGGCCGCCCAGGGUGGUCCUGGGCAGGCCUCCAACCAGCUGCAGGGGUUUGCCACCAGUGCUGCCGUCCAGCUCACUGCAGUCAUUCCUUCUGCCAUUGUGGGGCAGGCCACCAGUGGUCAGCCCACUGCCUUCGACAGCUCUCAGCACAUCUCGAGACCUACAUCUGGAACAAGUACACCCAAUAUAUCCAGCAGUGGCUCUUCUGCCCUGCCUGAAUCAGGUGUACCUUCCUCCUCAAAUGCAAUUACGUCCAUAACUCCCAUUUCUGUGUCAAAUGCUUCUAACAGUGCUUCACAGCCCCAGAAUGGUUCAACUCUACCUUCAAUAGGACAUGGAAGCCUCACCUCGGUAUCCAGCCUGCCAAACCCACUUCUACCUCAGACUUCAUCAAAUAGCGUGAUCUUCCCCAAUCCGCUGGUUAGCAUCGCCGCAACUGCUAAUGCGCUUGAUCCUCUGUCCGCCCUUAUGAAGCACCGCAAAGGAAAGCCACCAAAUGUGUCAGUGUUUGAACCCAAAUCAAGUUCUGAGGAUCCCUUUUUUAAACAUAAAUGCCGAUUUUGUGCCAAGGUCUUUGGAAGUGACAGUGCUUUACAGAUUCACCUCCGCUCGCAUACAGGCGAAAGACCAUUUAAGUGUAACAUAUGUGGAAACCGCUUUUCCACAAAGGGCAACCUGAAAGUUCAUUUUCAGAGGCAUAAAGAGAAAUACCCUCAUAUUCAGAUGAACCCUUAUCCUGUUCCAGAAUACCUCGAUAAUGUGCCCACCUGCUCUGGAAUCCCGUAUGGGAUGUCACUGCCCCCCGAAAAGCCGGUCACAACAUGGUUAGACAGCAAACCUGUUUUACCAACUGUCCCGACUUCCAUUGGGCUCCAGCUGCCCCCCACUAUAGCUGGUGUGAACAGUUACGGAGACUCUCCAAGUAUCACUCCUAUGAGCAGGUCACCCCAGAGGCCUUCUCCUGCCUCCAGUGAAUGCACUUCUCUAUCCCCGAGCCUCAACACUUCUGAGUCGGGCGUUCCGGCAUCUGCUGAAUCCCCGCAGCCUGUUCAGAGUGGUUCAUCUCUGACCAAGACAGAACCUAUCUCUCUGCCUCCCACGAGCACACGGCUUGGGGACCUUUCUGCAGGUGGGCAAGUUUCUGCAGCUGCCACGUCUUCAAUUCCUACAGUGGUUACAGACAGCAGUGUUGCAACAAGCCUCCCAAACCCUGUGCUUCCAGCAGUGUCUGACCAGUUUAAGGCAAAGUUUCCAUUUGGUGGUCUGCUAGACUCUAUGCAAACAUCAGAAACCUCAAAACUUCAACAGCUAGUGGAGAACAUUGAUAAGAAGAUGACAGAUCCGAAUCAAUGUGUCAUUUGUCACCGUGUGCUUAGUUGUCAGAGUGCUCUCAAGAUGCAUUACAGAACACAUACAGGAGAAAGACCAUUUAAAUGCAAAAUUUGUGGACGUGCCUUUACUACAAAAGGCAAUCUAAAAACACAUUUUGGAGUUCAUCGAGCAAAGCCACCACUUAGAGUACAGCACUCGUGUCCCAUUUGUCAGAAGAAAUUUACAAACGCGGUUGUUCUUCAGCAGCACAUUCGUAUGCAUAUGGGUGGGCAAAUUCCUAACACGCCACUACCAGAGGGCUUCCAGGAUGCCAUGGACUCAGAGCUUUCCUAUGAUGAGAAGAAUGUUGACACACUGAGCAGCUUCGAUGAAGACAUUGAUGAAAAUUCUAUGGAAGAAGACCCGGAACUAAAGGACACGGCAAGUGAUUCAUCCAAACCCCUUAUCUCUUACUCUGGGUCAUGUCCUUCUUCACCACCUUCUGUGAUCUCCAGUAUUGCUGCUUUGGAGAAUCAAAUGAAAAUGAUUGAUUCUGUCAUGAACUGUCAGCAGCUGACCAGUUUAAAAUCCAUAGAAAAUGGAUCAGGGGAAAGUGACCAUUUGAGCAAUGACUCCUCAUCAGCUGUUGGUGAUCUUGAAAGCCAGAGUGCAGGCAGCCCUGCAAUGUCAGAGUCUUCUUCCUCCAUGCAAGCUUUGUCUCCUGUGAAUAGCAAUAGUGAAAGUUUCAGAUCAAAGUCCCCCGGUCUCAGUAACCAGGAAGAGCCACAAGAAAUACAAUUAAAGACAGAAAAACCAGACAGUCCACCACCCACAACUGAAAAUGGAGGCGCAUUAGACCUGACAUCCACCAACCCGGGAAGACCGGUCAUCAAAGAGGAGGCUCCUUUUAGUCUGCUGUUCCUGAACAGAGAACGUGGUCCCAGCCAAAGUACUCCUAGCCUGGUCACCAGUACAGCACCUACCAUGAUCAAAAUGGAAGUGAAUGGUCACAGCAAGCCGAUCUCUUUGGGUGAGGUUCCCUCGCUUCCAGCUGGAAUCCAGGUUCCUGCUGCACCACAGACAGUGAUGAGUCCGGGGAUCACCCCUAUGCUGGCACCCCCCCCUCGCCGGACUCCCAAGCAGCACAACUGUCAGUCGUGCGGGAAGACCUUCUCCUCAGCAAGUGCACUGCAGAUACACGAGCGCACCCAUACCGGUGAAAAACCGUUUGGUUGCACAAUCUGUGGUAGAGCUUUUACCACAAAGGGGAAUCUUAAGGUUCACAUGGGGACUCACAUGUGGAAUAACGCCCCUGCACGCCGUGGUCGACGACUCUCCGUGGAAAACCCCAUGGCUUUGCUCGGUGGCGAUGCUCUCAAGUUCUCUGAGAUGUUCCAGAAGGAUUUGGCAGCUCGGGCCAUGAAUGUUGACCCCAGUUUUUGGAACCAAUAUGCUGCAGCUAUCACUAAUGGACUUGCUAUGAAGAACAAUGAGAUUUCUGUCAUACAGAAUGGAGGCAUUCCUCAGCUCCCAGUAAGUCUAGGCGGAGGCGCCAUCCCGCCUCUAAGUAACCUUACCGGUGGCAUGGACAAAGCUCGCACAGGCAGCAGCCCUCCCAUUGUCAGUCUGGACAAAGCAAGUUCUGAGACGGGAGCCAGUCGUCCAUUCACCAGAUUUAUUGAGGAUAAUAAAGAGAUUGGCAUAAAUUAAAAGCAUUCAUUCCGAAUAACUGUUGGACCUCUACUCAACACAACACUUGUCCUGUUCCAUUUAUAGCUUUUGAAGCUAAGCAUUAGUUUCCUGACCUAAACGCAUAGGUUCCCUUUAAAAUUUUACCCAUAACAGAAAUACAUAACUUUGUGGCUGCUGAAAAGUUGUCUUGCAAGGUCUGCAUGGUACUUCUUUCAACAGUGAGUUUGACUGUUACUGAGAACUUUGAAACCUUUUAAUUUAACAGAAAACAAUCAAACAAACAAACCAGUCAUGGGAUAACUUCAUUAGAAACAGGCUAGUCUACAUCCACUUUGCUUCUUACAAAACUUACUAUCACCUGAGAAGGGGGGGCUUCAUUACAGCAUUUUCACACUUAUUUGCUGGUUUUGUUCAAAUUAGUUAGAAACUUGGACUAUGUUUUUAGGAAUCUUAAUCUUAAAUAAGUGAUUUAGUACCCCAAUGCUGUGUAUUAUUACAGUAUCUUUGUCUGUAGUAUUUAUAAUGUUAAGAUUAUGCGGGUAACAGACAAUAUACUAGCCCCAAACUUAAAUGAAGCUUUUGUACUGCAAAAUACAUCUGGCUAUGUGAUUUUUCUUCUUUUUCCUUUUUUUUUUUUUUUUAAGCAAGUUUUGUUUUACUAUGAAUAAGUGGUUUCUUUCAAUGCAGGCAAAAUUGUGAAGUUUUAUUGGGAAAGAUAGCAUGCUUUUCAUGUGCAAGUACCUGUCAGUAACAAACCUUUUUUUAUUUAAAUAUUUGUAGCUGCUAUGUGAACAGUUGUUCUAUUAAAUGAAAAAAAAUGUAGCGUGGAUUUUAGCUCAAUGAUUGGAAAACAAGUUACAGACAAACCUUAGCACCAUAAAUUAUUCACAACAUUAUAAACAGUUGUGAGUAAAUACUCCGUGUUAUCAAAGCUGUACAAUAAAAAGGUAAUGUUUGUAUAAUGUGGUUGCAAACUCUUAAUUUAUACUAUUGCACUUUUAUUAUUUUCUAUUAGGGAGGUUUGUCUAUAAUUUGAAACUGAACAGAGAUAUCAGCUAUUUUAUAAAUAGUACUUUGACUUAAGGAAUAAGGAGGAGGACCCUGUUGCAGUUUCUUGUUUUGUUUUCAGCUCAAACAGUGAGAGAGCUCUAUCAACUAAGCAGAAAAUUGCAGAGAACUGUCAGAUCCUUAGGAAAUACAGGGACUGCUGUUUCUUAAACGGAAAUGAUUCAUUUAACUUUUCUAUGACGCCCACUUAAAAGCGUGACCACCCCUGACAGAAUUCUGAUACAUUUGUCUUAGGAGUGUAAUAUUAAUACAAGUCUAGGAUAGAGGAAGGAAAACAUUAUGUAGGUUUAAUUUUCCUGUAAUCUGUUCUGUCUCUUUCACGCAUAACCAUGAGAAAGAUGCUGACUGCCUAAUAAUAGCGGGAACAAAAGAACUUUUGGGCAGCAUGAGCAGUAGUAACACACAAAUGCUCUAUAUUUAUUUCCAACUGUCUGAUUAUCUUUUCAGAUUGCUCCAAAGCACAAUGUACUCUGAUUAAUCAAAUAUAAUUUUAUGUUGAUUGCAUUUUGGAAUUACACUGAGUAAACGAAGGGAAUGGUUCCAUUCAUAAGUUAAGCGGGGAAUGCUGAGGAGACUGGGGCUUAAUCAAAACUUGAACAGUAAAUGUUUUGUGUACUACCUCAUUUUUGUGCAUUACAAGCAUGGUGGAGUUGACACUCUGAACUUCUGUCCAGCAGAAUUGCUUGAGGGACAUUAUGGGUAGCUGGGUAACAGCACAAGGAGUUUUAUGCCCCUGAAGAACGAAUCAGACAGUGAGGUCUUCUCAGUUGAGACUGAAAAAUAGGACAAUCUUUCUUAUAAAACAGAAACCAUUACUGUAAGAGGAUGGAGUAUUUCUGCCAUCAUGUAAUGGAGUGAGAAGAGGUUCAAAGACUUAUUAGCUGUUUGUUUCUAUUGGAAAUGAACAAUGAACUCUACAGCUCCAUUUUCUGCAAUGAUGAGAUAGAGAUAUAUAGAUAUAAAUAUAUAUCUAUAUCUGAGCAAAAUCAUAUGUCUGUAACACCUCUACAAUAUAAUAUAAUUUUUUGCCACGGUGUGUGGGUGGUUAGGGGUAUUUCCAAGCAUUAAAGAAAAAAGAAAACUGAGGUGGCUUAAUGUUGCUGUAUGUCAGCAAUUGAAUGUUUUUAUUUAUCUGUGUAAUUUUUGGUGUGACUUUUUUUUUUUGUUAGUAUUUGGUACCAUGUAGUGUUAUCUCUAUUCCCUAAAGGAUGUGUAUAACUUUAAAAAAAAAAAAGAAAAAAUAAAAAGAAUGAAAAAUAGAAAAGAAAAAAUGAAAAAGGCAAAAGAGAAAAAAUAUGUAAAGUGUUGUAAAUAAGAUGGUUGACGAUGGUACAGUAAGACUGACCCCAUUUUGUAUUCAGGGUUAGGCCAUUCCUCUCUGCAUGGUGAAGAGAGACACUAUUUUUAUACUGUGAUACCAUGUAGGGCUAGGAGCCUCCCUGAAACAGCUGGGAAUUGUUACCUAGAUCCAAUAUUUUUUAUUAUUAAAUUCUUGUUGGCUUGACACAUCUACUGAUUGAAAUGGAUGUCUUAGUCUAGGUUACUAUUUUUGUCAUAUGGAAUUGAAUAAAAUGCAGGAUGUAAUAUUAUUUCUGAAUUGCGUUCCUUGAUUAAUAACAGAACAAGAUAUGAGACUAAGGUCACUUGUGGUAGAUUGGUGUCAAUGACUUCUAAUCAUUGCAUCUGAAAAUCAGAGUAAGCUCGACACUGUAUAUUCAAGUGUUUUUCUAAUUUAUAUUAACCCUACAAAGAGAUAGAAUUAUAAAAAUCUCUUUUCCAAUGAAAAUAAUUUUUAGAAGAAUUUAUCCCAAGGUAGUAGAACAAAAAAAAAGACACCAAAAAUAUUUUGGAGGGGGGGAAACAGACUUUGGAAUGAUUACUGUUUCAAAUUGACUGCUUUCUGAACUGAAUUUAUCCUGUACUAUCUAAUGAAAAAGCCUCCUUUUCAGGUUGUUUAAACAUCUGCCUAAUAUUCACGAUACACUGCAUGAACAAAUUUGUCAGGAGCAGUUCAAAUUCUAAAAUACAAAAAGGAAAAAAUUGACAACUCGCAUCCGUUCAUUCCAAAUGACAUAAACUAUACAUUUAAACCCAUGGUUUUGUUUUGUCUUUUUUUCCAAUAUCAAAGCAUGUCUAACUUUAACCAAAUUAUUUUUUCACAUUGAUUUAAAUAAAAGUAUUUACAUUCUUAAGGUUAGGCAUGUGGUUACGUAUCUCCUGCAAAAAAGCUGUAUGUUUGAGUAAACUCCAAGCUGUUAUAUUCCAAUGGUGAAUGCCUGCUGCAUUUAAAACAGACAAAAGAUAAAUAAAAGAGAAAAAUCUGUACUAAUCAUUUUUCAGUGGCCUUGUUAUGCAGAUACUGUGUUUUAUAAGACGAACCCAAAGAAGGUAUGAGUUUCCUCAGGUGACUCAACAACAAUGAUAGAUUUGUGCUUUUCUUCCUCCAUGCACGUCCCUGAGUCUUGCUGAGAGAAAACAUGAUAUGCAAAAGAGAAGAAAAUCAAAGGAAAGCUGAUAGCUAUGGUUCUGUUCAAAACACAAGAGGAAAAUUACCUGCUUUCCCUUCCUACCCCCCAAAGAAAGGAUGAAAGCAGAAUGGUAUCUAUUUUAAAAUAUGUAUGGGUUAUUUUUUUUAUCAUAUGAAGACAUUAAAUAAUAAAAUAUGCUACACAGAUUAAAAUGGUCAAAGUUUGUUGAAUUACAGAUGUUUAAAAAGAUAGCCAUGUAGGAACUCAAUAUAUGAUCAGAAAAAUUGCCUGUUAUGAUUUUUUAAGGGGAGUGUUUCAGCACGGCUUUUGAACUUUUCACUUCCAUUUUCCCCAUGAGUUAUUAGAAAGACAUCAUUUAUUAAAUUAUUGAACUAACAUAAUUAAAUGAUUGAAAUAAUUUUUACCCACUUUAUUUUUUUUUCAUUUUAUAUAUAUUAGCCCUCAAUAUAUUAUCUGUUCCUUUACUUAUUUUUUUCCCUGUCUCUUUUGGCAAAAGCUUUGUUUUCCUAAAGCUGCAUUUGUGCUGUAUUUGUGUUGCCUUUAAUUUACUUCUCUGCAUGCACUCCGCCAUUUGGAAGAUACUGUGGUUUAUUUUUUUCCUUUUUCUCUAAUUCUGCAGAGGUCAAAAGAGCUGCCUGUUUUUUACGUCUAUGUGUAACACUAGCAUAAUGAGUGAUGAAGUCUUCAGUGAUGUGAUCAGGUAUGUGCAUAGCUCACAGGAUUUGUUGACAAACAUGCCAUUCACACUCCCUCCUUCAGAUGAAGGCAUGAAGCUCGUUAGUGCUGCUGGUAGAGGGCAGCCACAGAUGGGCAGGAGGAUGGAAAUCCUUAUCCUAAAUUCACUCUGCCUGUUGUUACACCACUGAAGCUCUUUGGCCUUUAGUGGAGAUACUCCAGGUUUGUUCUGGUGCAAGAGGGACUGCUUCCAGGUUCGGAUGUCUUGCUUUUCCUUAUGCAUUUUCAAAACAAUGGCUAGCUAUACAGUAUUUUAAAGAAAGCCUAAGCAAAAGCAUUCCAGACUUUAUUUUCAAAAGAGGGAAAAGAGAAUACAUAUAUUUUAGUACAUUCCACAGGAUUAUCCCUGUUUUAAAGGAGGUCCUGAAAGAUGAAUAUAAAAAAAUAUAUGGCUGUGCCCCUUAAUAUAUAAUUUGGUGCCAUCAUAUGACUAUUCAGAGUAUUCACAUAAAUGAGUAAAAUAACCUGUGAUUUUAUGCAUAUGAGUGAAAGAAUGGGAGACUCUUGCUACAGGUCUGCUAUACAAGGUAUGCACUGACAGGGAAAUGCCUUCCCUUGCAGAUAUGAAAGGUAUCAGCAGACUUAUGAAAAGAAAAAUACAUGUUUGUGCAUGUCACAGGACCAAUGUAUAGUACCUUAUUUUUUCAAAGGGAGAAUGUCUCAAUCAAUUGACUAAGUGACAAAUUUGAAAGCCAGCAGCUUUGGGCUUUGCCACUGACAUUUUUAAGGAUGUGGGCAAGUUCUUAAUUAGACUAAUAUUUUGCUUAAGAACAACAUACUUCUGGGGCCUCUGGGAAUCAGGAACUCAGGCCUCUGGAAUCCCCUUGCAGCAUCAGCUAGCACCUUGUAGUAUUGGGAUAAGUUGCCCCAUCAGUAAGACGGGAUAACACUUUUGUACCUACCUCACAGGGGUGUUGUGAGGAAUAGUCUUAUGUUUGUAUAGUGUUUCAAAGAUGGAAAAUGCUUGGUAUUAUCACUGAGUUUAGAGACUUUACAGUACAUGUACUAUUAUUUAUUAUUUGUACUCCAGUAGUACCUAUGAGCUCCAGUCAAGACUGAGAGGCCUUAUUCUAAAUGUUGUACACUCACCUAGUUGGGACUGAUAGAAAAUUUUACUCAGUAACAUUUAUCAGUGGAGAUGUUUCAUUAUCAAAUGCCUAUUUGAUUCCUAUAGGGUUUAAUUAAAUUAUUUAGAUAUUUAAAUUGAUUAUCAGUUUUAGGCUAUGGCAGAGAAUUAUCUAGUAUCACAUUCUGUUUCAAGCUUAUAUUGAUUUUCAGAAAAAGUGCACCAAUUUUCUAUGGAUACUCUACAAACAAAUCUUGCCAUUAGUGGAAUUCUACUGUACUUUUUCCUAUUAAAGAUAAAUAUUAAAUUACAUGUGUGUGUAUACAUUAUUAUACACCAAUAUAUUAUAUAUACCUAUAAACAUGUAUGUUUUAAUUUUCUUUAGCUCCUUAGAUUAGUUUCAAAUUGUAUGUGGCAUAUAUUGCUCAAAAAUUGCCCAUUUCAGGUGCAACUUAAACAUCGUUAAAUGGUGUUUGCUCUCGGUAAAGAUAUAAAAACUGGAAAACAUGACAACAAAAGACGUAUUGUUGCUAUCAUAUUUAUGAAGGCUUAUAAGGAAAGUGUCUAACUCUCAAAUGUAUUAAAUAACCUUCAGUAAGUCAUAGAAGUCUACUUAGAUUAUGUUGAAAUAAACUACUACAUCAGAAUAAGAUCACUGUAUAUAAGUAUGUUAAAAUGAAUAAAUAAUUCCAAAGGUAAUGUUUGCUAUCAUUUGGAUGUUGAACAGAAAUUAAUUUGUUUCCCAGACUGGCAAACUAUAGUUAGUAUGUUUUUACAGGUAUCUGAUUUACAAUACUGUGUUAAGCAGCCUCUUUAGCAUCUGGUCAUGUGAUAAAUAUAUUGGCUCAAUUAAUUCUA